AUCGACUCCUGCAGCUGUUUUCAAGCGAGAAAUAAACUGAGGAUAGGAAAACAAGGAUUCUGGGACUCCAGACCGCCGCUGGAGCUGACUGUGAACAAGGAAAAGGUCCAACCGAGCACAACCGCCGAAGAGCCAUGGAGCCGCCACCGCCGGGCGCGUCCGCCGGCUCGACACACAAGUUCCAUCCGUGCGAUGAGGCGGUGAUAGCCACCAACGACGAUGCCAGCGAUUGCAAGCGAUGUGCGGUGCGGCUGGGCUACUGGAAGGACGACUACAUCGGGUACUUUGUGCGCAACCAGGAGCGCAAGGCGCCGGAGAUCAACCGCGGCUACUUUGCCCGGGUCAAGGGCGUGGAGAUGUGCGUCGAGAAGUUUCUAAAGAAAACCUCGGGCAACUGCCAGAUCAUCAAUUUGGGCUGCGGCUUCGACACACUCUACUUCCGUCUGAGGGACACCGCCCACCAGGUGAAGAACUUCAUCGAGCUCGACUUUCCCACUGUCACCGCCCGCAAGUGCUACACAAUUAAGCGGAACAAGGCCCUGCUGGCCAGGAUUCACGACGAGGAUGGCGAGGUGCGGCUAAGUCCCACGGACCUCCAUGGGCCCAGCUAUCACCUGAUGGGCGUAGACCUGCGCAACCUCGACGAGGUGGACAACAAGCUGCAGCAGGCCGAAGUGGACUACUCCCUGCCCACCAUCUUCCUCGCCGAGUGCGUGCUCGUCUACAUCGAGGCGCAGAACUGCCGGAAUCUGCUAAAGUGGAUCGCGCAAAAGUUCCAGGCCGCCGUGUUUGUCAACUACGAGCAGGUGAACAUGAACGACCGCUUCGGCGAUGUGAUGCUGAACAAUCUGCGCGGGCGCGGCUGCAGCCUGGCCGGCGUGGAGUCCUGCCUGUCGCUGGAGACGCAGCGGAACCGCUUCAAGGACAGCGGCUGGACUGGCGCCCGCGCCUGGGACAUGGUGCAGGUGUACGAGAGCAUCUCGGCGGCCGAGAGGCAGCGCAUCGAGCGCCUGGAGAUGCUGGACGAGGGGGAACUGCUGCUGCAACUCUUCCAGCACUACUGCCUAGUGGUGGCCUGGCUGGGCGUCGCCUUCCAGGACAUAGAUAUCACGUGCGUGCCAGUCGUCGAGGAGUUGAUGUCCUCCCUGAACAUUGACUAGGAGCGUUGGCGGAUAAAGAGGAAAGGAUAAAGAGCAAACCCUUUGGAUUCACCGUUUAUUGACUCUGCUCUGCUCGGAAGGCCAUGCCAAAAGAUUUUGCUUCUCAACGUGUUAAACUUAACAACAAAUAAUUAUAAAAACCAUCGAAAUCAAAACGUAUUUAGAUAUUUAUCCCACACAGACCCACUCACAAAUUGCUAAAUUUGUAUAUUUUUAGUUGUUCCUUAAACAUUUUUCCUUGUUACAUUUCCUAAUAUUUAAUCGCUUAAUUUUUUUUUAAUCGCUCACCAAUUUAUCACCGAAUCGUGGCGUAGGUAUGCCAUCCAUUCAUUCCCAACUUUUAGUGUGCGUAAAACGUGUAAAUGUAUUUUGAAAUUAAUUAAAACAAAACUUGAUUGGAAAACAA
This is a messenger RNA of Drosophila biarmipes, 1566 nucleotides long. RefSeq names its product leucine carboxyl methyltransferase 1. NCBI's taxonomy places the organism in Eukaryota, Metazoa, Arthropoda, Insecta, Diptera, Drosophilidae. The coding region runs from base 135 to 1160 and encodes 341 amino acids. Gene Ontology annotation, molecular function: protein C-terminal leucine carboxyl O-methyltransferase activity. The record is from RefSeq and is a predicted model, not a curated record. Gene Ontology annotation, cellular component: cytosol. The transcript is spliced from 4 exons. Gene Ontology annotation, biological process: C-terminal protein methylation.